Funneliformis geosporum is the source of this 509-nucleotide messenger RNA. The record is from the annotation of a GenBank genome assembly. Lineage: Eukaryota; Fungi; Glomeromycota; Glomeromycetes; Glomerales; Glomeraceae.
AUUCGAAAUUAUCACGUGACAAAAAAACUGUUACCAAUGGUAACAAUCAAGAUUUGAAAUUAUCACUUAACACAGGUGAUAAUAUCUCUGCUUCAUCAUCCAUUGAGGACAACUUAUCAUGCGACACAAAAAUGAUCACUUGUACCGAUAGUGAGGAUACCCUAUCUGAUGAAAUGUCUGGGCCAAUUGCUACACAACCGCUUGAUAGAAAUCAAGUCACUGAGCAAACUUUGAAGCAUGAACUUUCUAGGCCUAUUUCUUCAGUGGCACCAGUUGAACUACAUGAUGAGUCCAUCUUGAACAAUGCAAUUGAGGGCUCUACACAGAGAUUAGCUUAUUGGAUUGGUGAGGCUAUAAGAAUGGAUGCGAGGCAAUGGUUGAAAUAUAGUAAAGCAGUAUAUGCUAUUAUUAACCAAAAGAAAAGUGCAGUCAGUGUUGAAGCGUACCACCUGGUCGAGCGUACUCAUUCGCAUACGGACUGUAAUAUAUUACGUCCAGCUUAUCCAUGA